This is a messenger RNA of Iphiclides podalirius (scarce swallowtail), 285 nucleotides long. NCBI's taxonomy places the organism in Eukaryota, Metazoa, Arthropoda, Insecta, Lepidoptera, Papilionidae. The record is from the annotation of a GenBank genome assembly.
AUGGCUUUGGGCAAGGAAUGGUUGGCAUUGUGCGCCGUGCUGGCAGUGGUGGCUGGCAGGGCGUUGGCAGCGCCCGCCCAGCUGUGCGCCGGCGCGGCCGAGGACGACCCCCGCGCCGCUCGAUUCUGCCAGGCCCUGAACACCUUCCUCGAGCUAUACGCAGAGGCGGCUGGCGAGCAAGUGCCGGAAUACCAAGCUCUAGUGCGCGACUACCCUCAACUGCUGGACAGCGGGAUGAAGCGGCAGGACGUGGUGCACUCAUUUCUCCGCUUCGGCCGCCGGCGC